AUGUUCGACAAAUGCCCAUUCAAGAAGAUUGUACUUCUGAGACCACGCCACAAACCCAAAUUCGAGCUCAAAUCGCUCUCGAGGAAGCAGGGGGCGCUCAUACAGAGCCGUGGCGAUGUCGCAGAAAACGCGGUGAGGGUCCUCCGCGCCCAACAGUGGUCAACUUGUGGUGUUGUCGAUGCAAAGGAAAAAACCAAAGUAGAGGGAACCCAUGCUAGCGAGGAGGGGAACAUGUAUAUCGAUGACGAUGCCGAAUGGACCUAUGGUAAUGUUCGGCCGCUCUAUCAUGUGAGGAGAACCCGUUGCCAUAGCUGUCCUAGCGGGGGAAGAUUUGUCCCAUUCUAUCCAGACAUUGCUUUCAUCUGCUAUCGCCGAUUCACAGCAUUUCAAGUUGAUCAUGGCAAGUACGAUAUGGCUGUCAAAGAAGCUAUGCUGGAUGACUGGCCAUCAUCAUCAGCCGAGCCGCGAUGGUACAGGAAAUAA
Letharia lupina is the source of this 483-nucleotide messenger RNA. RefSeq lists its product as uncharacterized. The transcript has 2 exons. The record is from RefSeq and is a predicted model, not a curated record. Lineage: Eukaryota; Fungi; Ascomycota; Lecanoromycetes; Lecanorales; Parmeliaceae. The coding region runs from base 1 to 483 and encodes 160 amino acids.